This is a messenger RNA of Solea solea (common sole), 1957 nucleotides long. RefSeq names its product RCC1 like (gene rcc1l). NCBI's taxonomy places the organism in Eukaryota, Metazoa, Chordata, Actinopteri, Pleuronectiformes, Soleidae. The transcript is spliced from 12 exons. The record is from RefSeq and is a predicted model, not a curated record. The coding region runs from base 153 to 1508 and encodes 451 amino acids.
UUUUCUCUUCCUGUGUCACCGUUGUUUGGAAAUAAAUACACACGCGACAAUGACAUUGUCAUAUAUUUGGACUAAUAUUAUACUUUAACACCUCUCGUACAUUUAAAUGUCAUUAUUUCUCCUGUGAAACGACAACACACGGGAAGUAAAGAAUGGCUUUUCCCUGUUUACGACUCUGCUCUCAGCGUUUGAUCCCUGGACUUCACGUCUGUGGUUUCGCGAGUGCCAGUAAAACGUCCAGACCGCGGGAGAAGAGCAGCAGCGGUCCUGUGUUUCAGUACGUCGGUCAGCACAGAAAGCCCAACCACAAAGUGUUUGUGUGGGGCUUUAGCUUCACCGGUGCUCUGGGCAUCCCCAGCUUUGUGGUGCCGGACAGCGGCAGGAAGACACCCAAGAAGUACCAGCUCACUCCGUACCGCCUGGAGACUGCAGAGCAGAUCUCUUCUGCUGCGUGCGGUUACGGCUUCACUCUCAUCGCCUCCUCCACCAAAGAUGUGAGCAAGUUGUGGGCGAUGGGCCUGAACAAAGAUUCUCAGCUGGGCUUCCAACGUGUGCAGCACAGCCGCUUUCACAGUUAUGACUACGUCCUGGAGCCGUCUCCCGUGGCUCUGCCUCUGGUCGAGCCUCUCCAGACCAGAGUGGCUCAGGUUUCCUGCGGCCGCGCUCACUCUCUGGUGCUCACAGAUCAGGAGGGAGUUUUCAGUAUGGGCAACAACGCGUACGGUCAGUGUGGGAGGACGAUCGUGGAAGAUGAAGUUUACAGCGGCAGUCACAUCGUUCACAGGGUGGAAGGUUUCGACAGCAGAGUCGUCCAGGUGGCGUGUGGACAGGACCACAGUCUUUUCCUCACUGAGACUGGAAAGGUGUUUGCGUGUGGAUGGGGCGCUGACGGACAGACCGGUCUGGGUCACCACAACGUCAGCUCCAGACCGGUGCAACUGGGCGGAGACCUGGCGGGCGUGGAGGUGCGGCAGAUCAACACGUACGGCGACUGCAGCCUGGCUGUGUCCAGAGACGGUCAGGUGUUCGGCUGGGGAAACUCCGAGUAUCUGCAGCUGUCCUCCGUCACUGAGGCCACACAGAUCAACUCUCCUCAACACGUUCCUCUGAAAGGCUGCGGGAAAGUGGUUGAGGCGGCGUGUGGAGGAACACAGGUGGCCGUUCUCAACGAGAAUGGAGAGGUGUUUGUUUGGGGAUAUGGAAUUCUGGGAAAAGGUCCGAAUCUGUCGGAGAGCUCUGCUCCUGAGAUGAUUCCUCCGACGCUGUUUGGACGCACAGAGUUUAACCCGUCAGUCGCCGUCACCAAGAUCAGGUGUGGCCUCAGUCACUUUGCUGCAAUAACAGAUGCAGGCGAGCUCUUUGUUUGGGGGAAGAAUGUUCGAGGUUGUUUGGGCAUCGGCAGCAGAGACGACCAGUUCUUCCCCUGGAGAGUGACUGUACCAGGUCAAGUGGUGGAUGUAGCGUGUGGCGUUGACCACAUGGUGGCGCUGGUGAAGUCCCUCCUGUGAGCUCUGGUCCCUCCCCAGCGUUUGGACAAAAGCCUGGAGGUUUGGCUGAGCCUCGCUCGCCUCUCCUGUAAGCAGCUGCUCUCUGCGGGGGACGAGCCCUCGUGUCCUUCUGUCCAGCAGGAGACCGUCCCUCGUGUCCCUCGUGUCCCGCUGUGACGUCAAACAUCAGCGAGGCGAGUCGAUCCUGUCACCGACACCGCUCAUUUCUCCCACGUGAAGGUCACACGUUCUAAAGAUUACUUCAUUAACAACUGCAGCUCCAUCACUCCGUCAGUUUAUUGACGUAUUGAUUUAGUUUUAUUUAAAAACUGAGGUGUGGAAAAAAAUGGAAAAAUCGCUCUGUGGUUACAGCGUCUUCAACACGAGGAGGAAAAACAUGGUGUUUUCACUAUUUAUCGACUAUAACGCAGAUUAAACUAUUAAAAAAAUAAACUUUUAUAUCACAAUCA